Molecule: messenger RNA, 757 nt
Organism: Vigna umbellata (rice bean)
Lineage: Eukaryota; Viridiplantae; Streptophyta; Magnoliopsida; Fabales; Fabaceae
Source: RefSeq, a predicted model, not a curated record
GUUGAAAAGAGGAAAUAGGAGGCAGAGAAAAAGAGAGAGAAGGGAGAUUUGGAUUAGGUGUUGCGCAGCCGCAGACAUGGCCAUGGCUCUGGUCAGCCUCAACACGCUUCUCACACCGCCUUCUUCUUCUUCUUCAGCUUCGUCUUCUUCGUUUUCUUCUCCUAAACCUUCUUCUUCUUCUAACUUUGCAUCACCUUUCAUCGUUGGCUUUCGCUCUCUCACUCCACUUCCACGCUUUCGGAGGCACCUCGUACGUAUGGCUCCAGAGGAGGAAAAGAUGACUCGCCGUUCACCUCUCGAUUUCCCAAUCGAGUGGGAAAGGCCUAAGCCUGGACGAAGACCUGAUAUAUUCCCUCAGUUUAGUCCUAUGAAGACACCUUUGCCGCCUCCAAUGCCUGCAGAUCCUCCAGAAGAGGAUGAAGAUGAGGAAGAAAAGAAAGAGGAAGAGGAAGAGCCUGAAAAGGAGGAGCCAGAAAAGCCAGAAAAGCCAGAAAAACCAGAGAAGCCAAUUGGUAUAUAAACAACUAGUAAUGAUUUCUCCAGUUAUCCUUGAUAUGUCAAAGUAGACUGCAGAUUGCUGAAGUUAAAGUAGGGUAUUACAUGAAUGCCUAUAGGCAUGAGAUAUUUAGCGUUCUUGAAGUAUUUCUAGACGGCAUGUGCCCUUAUAUGAGUUAUAUAGGUCAUGCAAUUGCUUUCAACACCCAAAAAUAAGAAACAACAAUUUUGUGCAACGGAUAUAUUUUUAGGCAGUAUUUCC